Lingula anatina is the source of this 9570-nucleotide messenger RNA. RefSeq names its product filamin-A. Gene Ontology annotation, molecular function: actin filament binding. Gene Ontology annotation, biological process: actin cytoskeleton organization. NCBI's taxonomy places the organism in Eukaryota, Metazoa, Brachiopoda, Lingulata, Lingulida, Lingulidae. The record is from RefSeq and is a predicted model, not a curated record.
CUCCAGCCUAUUCCUAUUUGGACCUUCCUAUUUUGACAAGAGCUGUUAUCUGACUCUACCGGCAAACUAUUUUCCUUGAGGUCGUGACGUAAACUUUUUACUGGCUUGUGGUUCGGUAAGCUUGUCUGGCAACCAACGAUAGAACGUAUACUGUAGCCUCCCUUGUACGUUGCGUGUGCUACUUUGCCAGAGCCUGGACCGGCAUCCUAUCCUAUUCUCGUUCACUCACGUAGCCAGUACUCGGAGGAAGCCAUCUUGCCGGGCACUCCCAGACCAACCAUUCAACAAGUUAGGUUAACCCAUCUGCAAGUAGCAGUAGUUUCAUUUUCUGUGGUUAGAGGGCAGCACUAACGCAAUCAACAUGAAUCCCGAAAUCGAGGCUUUGGAUGAAGACGAAGAGAUGCCGGCGGAACGUGAGCUCGCAGACGACGCUCAGUGGAAAUUAAUUCAGAAAAAUACAUUCUCAAGAUGGUGCAACGAGCAUCUGAAGACCGUCAACAAGGUCCUCAACGAUCUGGAGACCGAUCUGAGCGAUGGCCUGCGCUUAAUCGCUCUGGUGGAGGUAUUAUCGGGAAAGAAGUUUAAGCACGUCAACAAGAGACCUAACUUCCGUACACAGAAACUGGAGAAUGUCACCCUCUCUCUUCGUUUCUUGGAGGAGGAUGAAGGCAUCAAGAUUGUCAACAUCGACAGUACAGAUAUUGUGGACAAGAAGCUGAAGCUGAUCCUGGGUUUGAUAUGGACCCUCAUUCUCCACUACUCUAUCUCAAUGCCCAUGUGGGAGGGCGACGAGCCAGAUGAGGAUCGAAAGAAGAGAGGAAAGGAAGGCCCAACACCCAAACAGCGUUUGCUCGGCUGGAUUCAAGGAAAAGUUCCAGAUUUGCCAAUCAGUAAUUUUACCAGUGACUGGAAUGAUGGCCGCGCUAUUGGCGCUCUGGUGGACGCUAUGGGACCAGGUCUGUGCCCAGACUGGGAAGACUGGAACCCCAAAAAUGCUGUGGAGAAUGCCAAAGAGGCCAUGGAAGCUGCAGAGAAAUAUCUUGGAGUGCCACAGUUGAUCAAGCCAGCUGAGAUGUGUAACCCUAAGGUAGAUGAUCUCAGUAUGAUGACCUACCUCUCUCAGUUCCCCAAUGCUAAGCUGAAGCCAGGAGCUCCAGUGAGACCAAGAACUAACCCAGCCAGAGUGAGGGCUUACGGACCAGGUAUUGAGCCCACUGGCAACUCUGUUGGAGCUCCAGCCAGAUUCACAGUAGAAACAUUCAGUGCUGGCAGAGGCACUGUGGAAGUGAUCAUCCUCAAUCCUAAGGGUGCUCAAGAACCUUGUGAAGUUGUCUUCAACAAUGACCGUAACCUGACCUACUCCUGCUGCUACACACCUACCAUGGAGGGCAAAUACAGAGUGAUCGUCAAAUUUGCAUCAAAAGAGAUCCCCAAGUCUCCAUUCGAGGUGUCUGUAGAGGGCGCUGCAGGCGAUGCCAGUAAAUGCUCCGCCGCAGGUCCAGGUCUGGAGAAAACUGGUGUCAUGGCAACCAGGAAAACAUUCUUUGAGGUCUUCACUAAAGGUGCAGGCAAGGGCAAUGUAGAGGUCAGCAUUGUUGACCCACAUGGUCACAAGGACACUGUGAAACCAAGCAUCACUGCCAAAACUGAGGAAACCUUCUAUGUGGAAUACACACCCAAGGAGUCAGGCGUCCACACUGUCAACGUGUUGUUUGCUGGCAAGCCCAUUCCCAAGAGCCCAUUCACUGUCAAUGUGGCACCACCUGUUGAGCCCAAGAAAUGCUACGCCACAGGGCGUGGUAUCCAGCCCAAGGGUGUCCGUGUCAAGGACCAUGCUGAUUUCAAGGUACACACGAAGGAUGCUGGCAAGGGAGAGCUUAAAGUACAGGUCGUAGGACCAGGUGGUAUUGAUGAGCCAUGCAAAGUGAAGAAGUUAGAUGACAACACAUACGAGUGUGUGUAUAUUCCACAGAAGAUUGGAAUCUAUGUGGUCAACAUUACUUUCAGUGGACAGCACAUUUCUAAGAGUCCAUUCAAGGUUGAAGUCGGUCCAUUGAAGAAGAGCAACAUCCGUGCCUAUGGACCAGGUCUAGAGGGCGGCACUUGUGGCAUGCCUGCAGACUUUGUUGUUGAGACCAAUGGAGAAACUGGUGCUCUAGGUUUCUCAAUUGAAGGCCCAUCCCAGGCCAAGAUAGACUGUAAGGACAAUGGAGAUGGCUCAGCAGAUGUGACCUACUGGCCCACGGCUCCAGGAGAGUAUGCUGUCCAUAUACUGUGUGAUGAGGAGGAUAUCCCUAACUCCCCCUACAUGGCCCAGAUACAGCCACAGACAGAUCUGUAUGAUGCUUCCAAGGUCACAGCCUAUGGUCCAGGUCUGGAGAAAGACGGCGUGGUCGCCAACUCAUGGGCUGAGUUCACAGUGGACACACGCAAGGCUGGUCGCGCUCCUCUCAAGAUCACGUGCUACGACAAGGACUACAAAGAGGUGGAGGUCCAGGUGGUGGAUAACAAGGAUGGAACCUACAGCUGCAGAUACAUGCCCAAGAAGUUUGUCAAACAUACCAUCUUUGUUGUGUUUGGUGGAUGUAAUAUUCCUAACAGCCCAUACAGGGUCUAUGUAAAGGAGCCCAGCAACCCAUCCAAGGUGAAGGUAUAUGGACCUGGUGUGUCCAAGGGGGUCAAGACCUUUGAGAAGACCCACUUCAUUGUGGACUGCAAGGAAGCUGGACCAGGUGAUGUGGCUAUUGCCCUGACCGACGAGAAAGGACUGGACGUGCCAGUGAACACCCUGGACAAUGGUGACGGUACCUUCACCAUUGAGUAUGAACCCAAGUCUGUGGGCACAUACACUGUCAGUGUGUUCUUUGCUGAGCAGGAGAUCCCCACCAGUCCUAUCAAAGUGGAUGUCAUCCCAAGUAUUGAUGUUAGCAAGGUCACUGUGGAUGGACUGGAUGAUACCAUCUACGUUGGCGAGGAAAUUGAAUUUGACAUACUUACUGCUGCUGCUGGCAAGUCCGCUGCCACUCCCACUGUCACUGUGACAUCUCCAACUGGCAAAACCUUGUUCGCAGUCGUUGAGGAGACUGUUGACGGCUACGCAGCUCGUUUCACACCAAACGAGAAAGGCCCACACAGUGUGGCAAUCAAAUUUGCCGGCCAGGAAAUCCCUAAGAGUCCAUUUAGCACAAAUGCUGUGGAGCGUCCAAAACCAGUAACCCCAGUGGAAGAGAAGCCAUUGGCUCCAGAAUUGGCCCAGGCUCCAGUUGAAGAGGUACCAGAUUUGUCUGGCAAUGUGAAGGUGUACGGUGAAGGUCUGACCAAGGGAGAAACUGACAAGCCCAACGAGUUCACCAUUGACACAACUGAAGCUGGACCAGGCGGACUUGGCCUGACCGUUGAGGGUCCCAGUGAGUCCAAAAUCGACUGCCAGGACAACGGGGAUGGUACCUGCAAGGUCACAUACACUCCCACUGAGCCUGGAGAGUACAAGAUCAAUGUCACUUUUGCUGAUAAGCCAGUGCCAGGGUCGCCCUUCCAACCCAAGAUCACCAGGGGCAAAGCUGAGUUGGAUGUCAGUGGAGUCAAAGUAUUCGGCCCAGGAAUCCAGCCUACUGGAGUAUUCCUGGAUUCUACCACUGACUUCACAGUGGAUGCUCGCUCUGUCACACCAGUGGGCGAGGGCAAAGUGCGCGCCAUUAUCACCAAUCCAUCUGGAACCAAGAACGACACUGUUGUCAACAACAACAAAGAUGGCACUUACAGAGUCAGCUACACACCAUAUGAGAAAGGUCCACACCAGAUAGAUGUGACCUAUGAAGGCUUGACCAUCCCUAACAGCCCCUUCCCAGUCAGUGUGGUGCCAGGCUGUGACCCAACCAGAGUCAAGGCUUAUGGACCAGGCCUUAAGGGAGGUAACACCAACCAACCCCAGACAUUCACUGUGGAGACCAGAGGUGCUGGUCAAGGUGGUCUGGGACUGGCCAUUGAGGGACCUUCUGAGGCCAAGAUGACCUGUAGAGAUAACAGAGACGGGUCAUGCUCUGUGGAGUACCUGCCUACCAAGCCUGGACAGUAUGAUAUUACCAUCAAGUUUGCUGAACAGGACAUCCCAGGCUCUCCAUUCACUGUGAAGAUCGAUGAUGUCAUUGACGCAAGCAAAGUGCGCAUGUACGGUCCAGGUCUAGAGACACCGCGCGCUGGACAGCCAUGCACAUUCAUUGUGGACUGCUCUGAGGCUGGCCAAGCAGAACUGGAGGUCACUUACACUGACAAGACAGGAGAGAAGAAAGUUCCAGACAUUGUUGACAAUGAAGAUGGUACCUACAGUGUCACCUACCAUCCUCUGGAGGAAGGACCCUGCAAGAUUGAUGUCAACUACAACAAGGAACAGGUGCCCAACAGCCCCUGCACCGUCCAAGUCCAGCCAGCCUAUGAUGCCAGCAUGGUGAGAGUGGAGGGAGAUGGUGUGAAAAGUGGUCUGCCUGCCAGUAUCCCAGUCUCCUUUGUCAUUGACACCAGAGACGCUGGUAUUGCUGACCUGGAAGUCGCAAUCCAGGGCCCAGAUGGUAGCUACCUGAAGCCUAAGAUCAAGGAUAAUGGUGACGGCACCUAUACCAUCACCUAUGUACCAGAAGACCUGGGCGUUUACACCAUCCAGGUCAAGUUCGGUGGCCACAAUGUCCCCAAUUCUCCAUUCGAGGUCAACGCUGUCCCCGUGGGUGAUGCUACCAAGUGUGUCAUCUCAGAGGGUCUUCAGAGCACAGUUAUGGUUGGCGAGGAGUGUGUGAUCACCGUCAGCGCCAUGGAAGCAGGUCAGGGUAACGUCACAUGUCGCAUCAGCAGCCAGGCAGAGGCCGAAGUUGACAUCGACAUUGUGGAUAAUGGCGAUGGCACUUUCAGCAUCAUCUACACCCCGCGAUCACAGGGAGAUUAUACCAUCAAUAUCAAGUUUGGUGGCCAGCCCAUCCCAGGUGGAGAAUUCACACAGAGAGCUUGCCAAACGGUGGAGGAACAUACACAAUAUAAGAAGAUUACAGCAGAUACAGUUGACGCUCUUCAAGCAGCCAAGGCUUUGUACCAGGAGGUUGACUUCACCAUCCCAGUUGGCCCUGUCUUUAACUUUGUGGAAGCUGAGAUAAUCAUGCCUUCGGGAAGACGCUCUACGCCCACGAUUAUUGACAACAAGAAUGGAACGGUGACAGUCCAGUAUCAACCAACAGAAGUGGGAUGCCACGAGUUGUGUAUUAGCUACAAUAAGCAACCUGUGCCAGGCAGCCCAUUCAAGUUCCAUGUUGACAAUGUGAACAGUGGCUUUGUCACAGCGUAUGGUCCUGGUCUUAGCCAUGGUGCCGUGGGAGAGGCAGCCAACUUUACCAUCAAUACCAAGGAAGCUGGAGCAGGAGGCCUGUCACUGGCAGUAGAGGGUCCGUCUAAAGCAGAGAUUGUCUGCAAGGACAAUAAAGAUGGCACGUGCUCCGUGUGCUACUACCCCACAGCUCCGGGAGAGUACCAGAUUGCGGUGAAGUUUGACAACAAACACAUCUCUGGCUCACCAUUCACAGCACAGAUUGCAGGAGAGGGCAAGAAGAAGUCGCAGGUGUCCGUAGGUACCAGCAGUGACAUCUCCCUGGACAUCAAGGACGUGGACAUCUCCACUCUCACAGCCAAUAUUAUUAGUCCAUCUGGGAAAGAGCAGCCCUGUAUCCUCAAGAGACUGCCCAAUGGACAUCUUGGAAUCUCAUUUACUCCCCAAGAGAAAGGCGACCACAAGGUGAACGUCUACAAGAAUGGGCAACCCAUUCGCAACAGUCCUUUUAUUAUCAGCGUGGGCGAGAAAGAGCUGGGAAAUGCCAGCAGAGUGAAGGUUUCUGGGAAAGGACUGGAGGAAGGCAUGGCCAACGAAGUGAAUCAAUUCACCGUGAAUACUAAAGACGCAGGAUAUGGUGGACUUAGUUUGUCCAUUGAAGGCCCCAGCAAGGCAGACAUUGACUGUCAAGACACACCAGACGGAAACUGUUUGGUCUCCUACAAACCCACUGAACCAGGAACCUAUAUCAUCAAUAUUAAGUUUGCCGAUGAACAUGUUCCAGGCAGUCCAUUUGCUGUCAAGAUCCGCGGAGAGCCAUCAGACAAGCUGGUGGAGAAGAUCAUGCGCCAGGCGCAGGCCGUGGAUGUCACACAUGUCGGGAGCCAGUGUGAACUUAGCCUUAAGAUCCCAGGCUCCAGCCCUGUGGACAUGAAUGCCUCAGUGACCAGUCCGUCUGGAGUGACUGAGUUGUGUGAAAUCAUUGACUUGGACGACUGCCACUAUAGCAUCAAGUUUAUCCCCAAGGAAAUGGGAGUCCACACUGUUAGCGUGAAACACAAAGAUAUGCAUAUACCUGGCAGCCCAUUCCAGUUCACAGUUGGUCCUAUCACAGAAGGCGGCUCACACAAGGUUCAUGCUGCUGGCCCUGGCUUGGAGAAGGGAGAGGUCAACGAGAAAUGCGAAUUCAACAUCUACACACGUGAGGCAGGUGCUGGAGGUCUGUCGAUUGCAAUUGAAGGACCAUCCAAGGCAGAGAUUGACUUUGCAGACCGCAAGGACGGGUCGUGUGGAGUGUCCUACGAGUGCACAGAACCUGGUGAAUACAUGGUGUCUAUCAAGUUUAAUGAUGAGCACAUCCCUGACUCUCCAUUCAAAGUGUACAUGUCAGCCUCCAGUGGAGAGGCCAAGACGGUCACUGUAGCAAGUCUAGAACAGGCGGGACUUGUGAUUGGCAAACCAAGCACAUUCUCUGUUAACUUGAAUGAAGCCAAGGUGGGCCGUCUUGAAGCCAGAGUAACUGCGCCAUCUGGUGCCGAAGAUAAUGCAUUCAUCCAAGAGAUUGAUGAAGGCCACUAUGCUGUUAGGUUUAUCCCCAGAGAAAAUGGCCGUCAUUACAUCCAUGUGCUAUACAACGGCAACCACAUCCCAGGCAGUCCAUUUGUUGUCAUGGUAGGCAAACUGGACGCUGAUCCUGGCAUGGUUCAGGCCUAUGGUCAGGGACUGGUCAAGGGAGAGACAAACAAAGUAGCUAAGUUUAUUGUGAAUACAAUGAAUGCAGGAGCAGGUGCUCUGUCUGUGACAAUAGAUGGGCCAUCCAAGGUAGAUCUACAGUGCAAAGAGGUGGAGGAAGGGUAUGAGUUCUCAUACACACCCACAUCCCCUGGAGGUUACCUUAUUGCCAUCAAGUUUGCUGGCAACUACCACAUUGUAGGAAGUCCAUUCAAGGCUAAUAUUACAGGCCCAGGUCAACCCUCACAGGUGACAGAGCACACAUCCAUGCGUAUGGAGACCACCACAAAGACUGGCGCUGACCGCCUGAGAAUCCCACACUUCCCCUCAGAUGCCAACAAGGUCACUGCCAAGGGCAACGGCUUGAAGAAAGCCAUGGUCAACAAGAAGGCUCAAUUCUCUGUGGACACCAAGGAUGCAGGUCAGAACAUGUUGUUUGUGGGAGUAAUGGGUCCUAAGGGCGUAGCGCCGUGUGAAGAAAUUAACAUCCGUCUCACAGGCAGGAACACGUACACCGUUAACUAUAGCGUCAAAGAGAAAGGGCAGUACCUCCUUAUGGUGAAGUGGGGCGAAGAUCACAUACCAGGCAGCCCCUUCACGAUUGACGUGAUAUAAGCACUCGACAUUUUUCUCUAAAUUGAAAAAAAAAUAAAAUAAAACUAUGAUGAUAUUGCUCAUCUGUUGAGAAACGAGUACUUUGCUGUAGACUGGGCUCAUUGUUAACACAGUUUAAGACUUCCAUGUUGUUGUACGAACACAAGUCACAUUGUGGAACAGUAACAAAGACAAAAUGCACUCAGUGAAUACGGCGGAGCUGCUUGUUUUAUGUUGUUCAGUUACUAAGUUUUUUUUCUCAAGGGGGGAGGGAUCGAGGUAUUGGAUUAUAUCAUAAUGUAUUAUAGCCAAUUUGCUUUUAGCAUUGCUGCUGUAUUGGUGGAUACUGUUUUUUUACAGGCUAACACCAAAUCUGGUGUAUUAUUAUUGCGGGCUAGGAGUCCUGAUCUUUAUGAUAUCUCCAUGUUAUAGAGAGUGUGCAGGGGACCACCAUAUUCCUCGCUCAUAUCUGCUGCAUAAAUAAAAAAAAUUAGACUUGACAUUUAUGCUUUGCAUAAUGAUUUGAGCUCUAAGAACAUACGCCGUAUGUUUGGUUUGAAAAAGGAAUUAAAAAGGUUUCAGUUUUAUGAUGAGAAGGCACAUUUAACGUGGUUUGUGUGCACUUUUUUUACAGUUGCUGUAAAUGGCUUCUAAGAAGGAGAACAUUUAUGCAGCAGAUGUGGUCUUGAAUUUUGUGGAGGAUUUUUUCACACGGAGUGCUGUCUCCGGUAUGCAGCCACAUGUAUCUAGAUUUUUCAGACAACUGUCCUUUUUUUUAAAGCAAAACCAAGAAAACUGACAGAAAAAAAUUAUGAUGUAGGAAACAAAAAAUGAUCAUUUCUUAAAGCAGGAAAUGUUGACUUUUUUUUACAUUGGAGAAUAUUGAAACACAACAGUCAGUGAAUCAAAACCGAGGGAAGAUGGCUGCUCUGUGAUGAUGCAUCUUGAGGAAGAAAUCCACAUAAAUAACUUGCUUUAAGCAAGUUGGAUGGUGGCCCUGGUACUGCACACUUCUGCCAUAUACAAGCUUUAUAUAUGUCUUCAUAUGCUCCUGUGGUUUAGUACUUCAUAUAUAAAUUCAUAUAUACAUAUAGAUAUAUCUCAAUACAUGGCAAAGGCAAUAUUCUUUCUCAAGCAAAUGUCUAACAAUUCAUAUAAGCACUGCAUGUUUUUAUUGAAAGGCCGUGAUACUAAUAAUCAUUUUUGUAGGUAUUAGAGGUUGCAAAAUUUUGAAAUUUAAUAUUAAGGAUAUUUACAGGUAAUAUAUCUGGCAAAGACCAUAUGCUCAUGAGGCUUAUAAUAUGCAUCUUAUUGAUAUAUGUAAGUUGGAUUGUUGUUGUUUAUUCUUUUAAAAAUAAACUGAAUCAUGGAACAAGAAAGCUUCAAUUCAGCAUAGCUGCUUUUGCAGUGAGAAACUGUAUUAUUUAUGAAUGAAAACCUGAUUUAAUAAAUUAGAAUUAAAAUUGGAGUCGGAGGUAAUAAUAUAAUGUACCAGAAUGUGUUAUUUUAAAAUGAUUUUAUUGACAGUUUUUAGUUUGAUUUUUGCAUUUUCAACCUUCUCAUAGAUUGAAGUUUAUCACAGUUCAUAAACUUUCCGAACACCGAGUAUGUUAUUUAUUAUUAAAAAUCUCCGCACUAUUAAAAAAAAUGCAGCUUAAUGAUCAAGAUCAUUUUUCACCCAGCAGAAGUAGAAAGCAAUUUUUAUGAGUACAUUUUGUAAAUCAUAGGAGCCAGCGAGGACUUUGGAUAGAUAAGUUGUUUAGAUGGAUCGAAUGAUGUAGAAUGCUCGGCCAAUAGUUUUAUACCUAGUUGCUACAAUCUUCAAGGCCAAAUAUAUAUAAUGCAAGCUGCAAGCCAGUUUUAACAGUUUUAUAUUCAUUAAUUACUUUUUGGGUCUUUGGCUUUUCAUGGCCUAUGAACAAUAAAUGGCUGGAAAACAA